Molecule: messenger RNA, 427 nt
Organism: Branchiostoma floridae (Florida lancelet)
Lineage: Eukaryota; Metazoa; Chordata; Leptocardii; Amphioxiformes; Branchiostomatidae
Exons: 3
Coding region: 35-427 (130 amino acids)
Source: RefSeq, a predicted model, not a curated record
GCCGUAGAUUCUGUGAGCCGCUUGGAAGACAGACAUGGCAGCCGUGAGGACCACCUUUGCUCUGCUGUUGCUCCAGGUGUUAGUGUUUCCGCACAUCGCUUCUGCAGCUGUCCUGGUGCCCCAAACAGGAAAAGCACAAGACAGCUCCACUCUGCUGGAUAGGGUAGUGGACAGCAUACUUACAGACAACGACGCCGAGCUCGAUAACGCACUCAACGAUGUUAGAGGGGAACAAGAAAACUCCGUCGCCCACGAGCCGACACCCGAUGACGUCACAGAAGGAAAGGAGAAGAACAUUUUCUCGUCGCAGCUGAAGAAGAUUUUGGAAAGCGUCGACGCCUUGACCCGCAAUGUUCACAGUCACCAGUCAAAAGGUUCGAGUUUUUAUUUGGAACAGCUCAUUCACGUCUUUGUUGUUAGGCUCUAA